Molecule: messenger RNA, 1169 nt
Organism: Aphanomyces astaci
Lineage: Eukaryota; Oomycota; Saprolegniomycetes; Saprolegniales; Verrucalvaceae
Exons: 2
Coding region: 506-997 (163 amino acids)
Source: RefSeq, a predicted model, not a curated record
AGCGCAACCACAGUUCCGUCGAAGGCAACCAACCAGGGUUCAUUCCGCUCUAAAUCCACGCUUACAAAGCAUAUCAAAAACAGUUUGUUGAGUUCUGCAAGAAUAUGCAAGCCAUUGACCCCUCCACAGCUGGUUCAAGCGCAAUGCACGGACUUUUUUCACCACCUCUACAGUCAAGGACGGACUGCACGUACUGUGGACUCCGCCAAAACAGCCCUGGUGGCGUACUUUGCAGACCUCAAAAAGGAGCCCAAUCCGGCCAGAGACGUUGAAUCAAAGCAGUAUGUUGUCGGUCUGCACAAGUACAACAAAAAAAACAUCGACGACGAGAAGAAAGCCCACCCACUCUCCGUUUACGAGCUGUCAUGUUUGGUCAACGGACUUUCGACGUGCCAUGUCUUUCUGGGAUCCCUCUACCGCUUCCUCCUCUGCGCCAGCUACCUGGGCUGUUUUCGCAUCAGCGAAAUGCUGAAUCUCACGUGAGACGAUGUAGCACUCCAGCAGGAUGGAGACAGUCAGUACGUUGCGAUUCGACUUCGGUGGUACAAGCAGGCUAGCGUGCAGAGUGAAUGUCAAGUCUACCACCUUGUCGACGAGAAGUCGUAUCCCUGCCUACGUGUGUGUGGACAUUUCAGCGACUACCAUGGCCUCGUUAGGCGUGCGAGCCCCAACUUGGCUUCCAAGGCCUUUGUGUUCCCUGCCUAUGUCAUGGAGUCAACAGGGACCCCAAGGCUCAACUGGUACAGAAGCCUUGAGCAAAAUCAUGUUCGCCUCUUCACCAAGGACGCGGUUCAAAUGUGUCCCGAGCUCCCUACAGUGCUCACUCGUACACAUACACCCGUUGCGAGACCCCAACAGCAAACGACACUCGACAGCUUUGUCACAUAUGCAGUUGUCCCUACCGCUCGGUCAGCCAAGGAUGCAUGGAAUCAAUGGUUUACCGGUGACGUUCGGGUCGGGUUGUUUCAACCCCUGCGGUCAUUCAGCAAGCAAAUGAUCCGGGCCGAUCGACGAAAGUACUCCGAGCGCUUGACGUUGUCGUUGGCCUUCUCAAAGUAUGCAAGUUAUGAGAUGUUUGAGGCAUUGUCAUGGACGACGAAUUAUAUCUACAUAACGUUAUCAUUAGAGUCAAAGCCAUAAAAAAUAAAAAUUUCAUCUGAUAAGGCCCG